AUGCAGGAAAAACCAACCACGGUCGCCGCGUAUGCGGCGGGAGCAUCUCUCGCGGCCGUUGCUCUGUUCUACGUGUUCGGGCCGAAUUACACCAUCGAUGGGGACGAGCUCGGGGGCAACCACAAAAAGAGCAUCGUGGGGCUCUCGAACCCCGCAAAUGACUGCUUCAUCAACUCCGUGCUGCAGGCGCUUGCCGGGCUAGGUGAUUUGCGACUGUAUCUAAUCCGGGAGCUUCAUCGGCGCGAACUGGAUGGGCCUGAAAUCUACAACCAGUUGCCGGAGGAACCGGAUGAGGAGCUGCGUGAGAAGAGGCCGGAUCGUGUCCGGGAGCUUCAGCAGGGGACGAUCACCAGGGCGCUGAAGGAGAUGCUGGAUCGGUUGAAUGAGCGGCCGAUUUACAAGAAGACGAUUUCUGCGCGCGGGUUCAUCCAAGCAUUGGAGUAUGCGUAUCGCACGCGGAUUAGUCGGAACCAGCAGGAUGCGCAGGAGUUCUUGCAGAUUGUGGCUGAACGGCUUUCCGAUGAGUACCAUGCGGGUGUGAGGGCGCGCCAGAGGGUUCAGAAAUCUCUUGAAUGCCCACCCGAUCAGGGUGAAGACGCCCCGUCUGAGAUUGAAGUGCGAGUCGACGACGGCACGGAGAAUGGACUCCCAGCAAUCAUCGACACAAAGCUCAAGGAAAUCGACAAUGAGUAUGGCUUUCCUUUUGAAGGCAAGAUGGAAUCGCAGAUUGAGUGCCAGUCCUGCCGCUACAAGUACAGGCCGAACCAAACCUCAUUUGUUAAUUUGACGCUGCAAGUCCCGCAGAAGAGCUCUACCACCUUGAAUGCAUGCUUUGAUGGCCUCCUCAAGACCGAACAUAUCGAAGAUUUUCGAUGCGACAAGUGUCGGCUGCUACACGCAGUUGGGGUGAAAACGACAGAGCUGGCCAAGAUCCGCUCAGAAACGGACAGGCAAUCCUUGCAAAUCGAGAUAGAAAAGAUUCAAACCGCCCUGGCAAGUGAUCCGGAAUCUGCUCUGGAUGAUGUCACGCUGCCACCUGCUGAGCAUGCCCCGAAGAGCCGAAUAGCGCGGCAUAUGCGUAUCACUGUAUUCCCGAAAAUCAUCGGCAUCCAUCUCUCACGAUCCAUCUUCGACCACAGCAGCUCCACGAAGAACGCGGCGAAGGUCUCCUUCCCUGAACGGCUCCCGCUCGGGGGUAUCCUGAACCAGAAGUGGUUCAAACUCCUGGCCAUAGUGUGCCACAAAGGCAGCCACAACAGCGGACACUACGAAUCAUUCCGAAGAAACCACCUAUACCCCCCAUUCUCAACACCGAGCGUAUUCAGCUCCUACGCACAGAGCCGCGCAAACAGUGAAAACCCAUCACGCGUGCAAAGCCCACGCCUUCCAGCCCGCAGCAACGGCGACACUGACCUCCCAGCUCUAAAUAUAUCGACUCCAGCCUCCACAGGCUCAACAACCUCCCUCUCUCCCUCCGAGCCCUCUAGAUCUCCAUCAACAGCCGAUCUCCGCGGGAGCCCGCAACUCAGCACAGGCUCGUACCCGUCCCCGCGCCCAACAACAUCAAGCUCCCGCGUCUCCUUCCAAAGCACACGCUCCAAGUCCUCUGGUUCCGGCCAGCAGAACCUCUCGCCUACAUCUGCUCCACGCGGUUCAUCACUUGAAACAACGCGACUGGACAGUCCUGCGUCCCGCUCGUCUCUUGCAGAGCGCAACGCGUCAGCAACAGACACGGAAACAAGCGCAAGUGCGAAAGUUGCGUCGAAGUUCCGCCGCCGCCGUAAACAGGUUGAUCGGUGGUGGAAGAUCUCGGAUGAGAAGAUCAAGGAGUGUAAGACUUCUGAUGUGCUGGGCAUGCAGAAGGAAGUGUAUCUUUUGUUCUAUGAGAUGGAGAAGACGGCUCCUUAA
Molecule: messenger RNA, 1908 nt
Organism: Aspergillus puulaauensis
Lineage: Eukaryota; Fungi; Ascomycota; Eurotiomycetes; Eurotiales; Aspergillaceae
Gene: UBP16
Product: putative ubiquitin C-terminal hydrolase
Exons: 1
Coding region: 1-1908 (635 amino acids)
Biological process (GO): protein deubiquitination
Cellular component (GO): nucleus; cytosol
Molecular function (GO): cysteine-type endopeptidase activity; cysteine-type deubiquitinase activity
Source: RefSeq, a predicted model, not a curated record